AAUGUAAUGACGUACUGUCGCUCUAUCCAAUCACAAGUGUGGGCGCAUUUCGAAAGUUGGAGGCGGGUCGAUAAUGGCAAGGUGCCGUGAACGCCUAGGAAAUAUAAUAUUUUCUAACUCAUUUGGUAACUGUAGGUUUUCGGGCGUUACAGAAGAAGGCUCAAAGCAAAGGUACUUUUUUUGUUUAGCAACGAACCAAACAUAAAUGUGUAAAUGAUAGAGAUCGCUUUUUUUGCAGCGCGUGGAGACGUUAGCCCAGUAGCGUGCCAGGACCAGAUCCAUUUAAUGGAUUGUUAUGUAUUUUGCAGUGUUUUACAAUUAGCAUGCAGAUGAGAAAAAUUCAUGAACUCUGAUUGCUUAAGUUUUAAUUACACCUUGUUGCAGAUAACGAAAAAUAAGAUAUGUCCAUCAAUGCUACUCCAACUAGAAAUCACACAGCGAUCUUUAAGCGUGUUGAGCUUCCCAAAAUGAAUCAGUUGACCGACAUAUGUAAAGAAAACAAAGAUAUGUCUGUUACCCAAUAUCAGCAGCCGGAGUCUUUCAAACAUACUGAAUCAACACAGAAAGAAAUGAAUACGACCUAUGUAAUUUCAGCCACUAAGAAGUUGGGUGUAACAGUUGAAAAACCCAAGGUAGAAGAGAGAUUGAUGCUGCAGAAAAGGAAAAUGGGGAGCAAAGGUGCCCCAGUUUGCAUGGAUGUGACUUCUGAAAAUGAAAUUAAAGUGCCAGAAAAAAAAUUGAGUCUGCAACGAAGAACAAGGAUGGGUUUUACAGACAAAACCAAUGAAGGUAAAGAGGAAGUAACCAAUGACAAACCUAAUGAGAUUUCAAAUUUGGUACAGCCAGCAAAGAGUAAGUUGGCGGCUACAACAAAUUCAGGUGUGCAGAUCAGCAGUGUUUUGGUACAACGCUCAGGAAGCUUUCAGGGUCCAUCAAUUAAGGGUAUAGUAAAUAGAGCUGCUCUUCGAGUGGAUAGCAAUUCACGUGAGCCCAGAGAGGAAAAAGCAUUAAAAAUGUCUCGGGCAGUUAUCACAGACUUGGGUAUGGAAAAUGGUGAAAAAUGCAAAAUUGAAAGUAUUGUUAGAGUUUUCUCAACACCUGCAAAAAAAACAACAGUUGCAACGCCAAAUGCUAAAGAGACAAAUGAAAAAAUAUCCAAACAGAAUUCUGAUAAAGGGACCAAUCUGAAUUCCAGAAGUAUAGAGAGAUCAAGAACACCAGGCAAGGCUAAUAGACAGAGUGCGAUUCUCCAUUCCAAGUCUCGCACUCCUUCUCAAAAUGACCGAGUCCCAGUUAAAACCCUAGCUAAAAACUUUGGACCCUGUCUUCAAGAAACUACUCAAAGUAAGAGAACUGCUGGAUGGAAUUCAUUGACUCAGGGCAGAGACAUGAUAACGUCUAGUCAAGGCACACCUGGAAAAGGAGUUCUAGUUAAUGAAGAUGUGUCCCAGCAGACCAGAACUGUUGCCCGUGACAAUCUGAAGACAGAAAACAGUGCAGUCACAGUUGCUGUAAGAGUGAGACCUUUUAAUAACCGAGAGAAGAUGGAAAGUGCCAAGCAGGUGAUUUUCGUUGAAGGAGAGGAGAUCAUUGUUCAUCAUCCAGACUCUAAACAAUCCCAUUCCUUUGUUUAUGAUUUGUCUUUUUAUUCUUUUGAUAAGUCCCAUCCAAAUUUUGCAAGUCAGAGCACUGUGUAUGAAAAGUUGGCUCAACCUCUGUUGAACUGGGCAUUUGAAGGAUAUAACACCUGCAUCUUUGCAUACGGCCAGACUGGUUCUGGAAAGUCUUACACAAUGAUGGGUUUCACUGACGAAGAAGGAGUGACUCCACGCUUUUGUGAAAACUUGUUUGGCAGAAUGAAAAACUCCAAUACUAAACAAGUUUCUGUUAAUCUUGAAAUGAGCUACUUUGAAGUCUAUAAUGAAAAAAUUCAUGAUUUGCUGGUUGUGAAGGAUGAAAGUGGACAAAAGAAGCAACCACUUCGUGUUAGAGAGCAUCCAGUCUUUGGGCCUUAUGUGGCAGAUCUAUCAACGAACGUUGUCACCUCAUAUGCCGAUAUACAAAGUUGGCUUGAACUUGGCAAUAAACAACGAGCCACAGCAGCUACAGGAAUGAAUGACAAGAGCUCAAGGUCUCAUUCUGUCUUUACUCUUGUCAUGACUCAGACUAAGACUGAAUUUGUUGAAGGGGAAGAGCAUGAUCAUUCAGUCACCAGCAGAAUUAACUUAGUGGACCUUGCAGGAAGUGAGCGCUGCUCCACAGCACAGACCUCUGGUGACAGACUGAAGGAAGGUGUGAGCAUCAAUAAAUCUCUGUUAACCUUGGGAAAGGUUAUCUCUGCAUUGUCAGAACAAUCACAAACCAAAAAGAAUGUUUUUAUUCCCUACAGAGAGUCAGUUUUAACUUGGUUAUUGAAAGAGAGUCUUGGUGGAAAUUCCAAGACAGCUAUGAUAGCCACAAUUAGUCCAGCAGCAAGCAAUGUGGAGGAGACUCUUAGCACUCUUCGUUAUGCCAGACAGGCUCGUAUGAUCAUCAAUAAUGCUAAAGUGAAUGAAGAUACCAAUGCUAAACUAAUUAGAGAAUUAAAGGCUGAAGUUGAAAAACUUAAAGCAGCACAAAUGAAUACCAAGGGCAUGGAACCUGAAACUGUUAAACUCUUCAAGCAAGAAAUCGAAACUCUUAAAAUGCAGCUAAAACAGCAAGAGAAAGAAAUGGCAGAAGCUCACAGAACUUGGAGAGAAAAGUUAGACGAGGCAGAAAAAAGAAAACGUGAAGAGACUAAAGAAUUACAGAAAGCUGGUGUUACAUUCCAAAUGGAUAAUCGAUUACCAAAUCUUGUUAAUCUUAAUGAAGAUCCUCAGCUUUCAGAGAUGUUGUUAUAUAUGAUUAAAGAGGGGCAGACUAAAGUGGGAAAAUAUAAACCAAAUUCAGCUCAUGACAUCCAGUUGUCUGGAGCUCUCAUUGCUGAUGAGCAUUGUGUGAUUUCAAAUAUAGGUGGGACAGUAAGAAUUAUACCAGUUAAGGAUGCAAAAACUUAUGUAAAUGGCACCCUCAUCAAUGAAUCAACUGUUCUUCAUCAUGGUGACAGAGUGAUCCUUGGUGGUGAUCAUUAUUUUCGCUUUAAUCAUCCUGUUGAAGUGCAGAGUGGGAAACGAGUUUCAUGCAAAAUGAACAUGCAAGAAGGACAAAAAGAUUUUGAAUUUGCAAGGAAUGAAUUGUUAGCAGCUCAGCGAGCAGUGCUUGAAGCAGAGAUAGAAGCAGCCCGACUAAAAGCCAAAGAAGAGAUGAUACAUGGCAUACAAGUGGCUAAGGAGAUGGCUCAGAAAGAACUUUCUGAUCAGAAAACGUUGUUUGAAAACCGGAUAAAAGCUUUGGAAAAAGAGCUGGAGAAAGAAUCCAAAAAACAAAAAUGCCAAGAGCUUGAUAACAAAAGGGUUAUCAGUAAAAUUGAAGAACUUGAAAAAGAGAAAACGCACCUUGAAAUGGAGGUGAUUUUAAAUAAAAAACGUCUUCAAAUGGAAGCAAUGGCGACACAACAGGCACUCACUGAUCAUAAUAUAAGACAUGCAAAAAUUAUCGAAGCUUUAGAAACAGAAAAAAAAAAGAUUGCUGAAGACUUAAAAAGAACACAGGAAAAACUAAUCCAGAAAAAAAUAAAUGGUUCAGCUCAAAAUGCUCAGAACCAGUGGACUUCCAUGAAACUGUCCGUAAUGAUACAGGAAGCCAAUGCCAUUAGCCGAAAGUUGGGCAAACACACUAUAUUUAGCAGGCAUGAACUCUCAGAGAAAGGCUGUGGAGAUGGUAAAGAACUGCUGCAAGUGCAAGUUCAGAACACCAAACUGGGAAUCACUACAUUCUGGAGCCUGGAGAAAUUUGAGAGCAGCUUGGCAGUAAUGAGGGAACUUGAUCAGGGUGAGGUUGGUAGAAAAGGUGAUGACAUUUUCUAUGACCCUGCUGAUGAGUGGGAACCAGAUAUAUCAAUGUCUUCAGCAGCAUCCUCCUCCUCCUCGUCUCUUUCUAGAAGAAGGAGCAGAAGCCUUUUAAAAAGCAGGAGAAUAUCUGGACACCUUUACGAAAUCAGAGUCCAUCCUAUACAGAGUUUGUAUAAUUCACAAUACUCAGGUCUGAUGAGCAAACCUUCUGCACGAUCUAGUGUUCCUGAAUCAGCACUUCCAAAAAUUUGCAAAGAUCUGAUUGGUUCCACCAUUGCAAAGCUGAAGAAGUGUGAUCAGACACAAGAAAGCAUUGCAGACAGAGCAAUAAUUGAUGUUCUAACUAUUAAUUCGGGUGUAAGCAACAUCUCCAAAUGCUAUGAGCAAUUGGAUGAAGAAACUCAAGAAAACUUGUUUGCUGCUAGCCGGGAGGCUGAGUUCCAACUCAUCCAGAUAACUUUAUCACUCGAAAGGCUGGCUUUAUCUAUAAUGCAGUGGUUUUCCAAUAUCAAGUCUUGCUUGUGCUUUACAUCCAGUGUUGCAGAGGAGUUACAUGAGGAGUUAAGAAAAGUAGGGGGAUACUUGCAGUUACUCAUUCAAGGAUGUGAUUCAGAUAUUUCUUCAAUGGUUAAAGAAGCUCACAGUAAAAUAAAUGGGUCCUUAAACACAACCUUAAAACUAAUAGGACACCUUUCAGCCAUUACUGGGACAGAGCUGCAUGUCGAAGAAUGGGAAUGUGAAGCUGAAACUACAUUUAAGAGCAAGGUUGCUGUUGCCCUUUGUGAAGGAGUAAAAAAAGGUGUGGCGUGUCUUUAUAAGGAUUUGGCAUCUAACAGUAAGAAGACAGAAAAUGAUGUUCAACAAAUGCAUCCUGGUACUGAGAUUUUCCAGGGAAUAAAGAAGAAUUCUUUGAUUUUGAUUGCUUCUAUAAGUAGAUACAUUAACCAUUUGCAACAGAAUAAUAUUGGAACCUCAGAACAGGAAAAAUCAGACAAUUUGAAGACUGGCAAUUUAAAGACGCUAGCAUUUAUUGCUAUUAAAUUGUUUAGAUUUCAUGAGGCUUUCUUUCAAAUCUGCACAAUCAUUCUUGCUGCUUUAAAAGGUAUGGAGCACACACUUCAACUCCAGAGAAACACAGAGGCAUUGUGUCUAUCUGCAAAAAAUAUUGAUGACUGUAUCAGGACAACUUAUGGCUUAUUGGCACACUCUCUACCAACUUCCACAAUGAGAGACAUGAGCUCCGCCAGAAGAAAUUUAGACUCUGCUGUUAAAUCAUUAGCUGUCAUUUAUAAUCAGCUUUAUACAGACAAAGAAGAUUUAUCCACCACAGGACUCGUACAAACUGUUAAGAAGCACUUUGCAGCCGGUGACAGCAGCUUACUUCACACAAACGUUCUGAGGAGCACAGAAUAUCCUGAAGCACAGAUUGAUCAUCCAGCAUCAACCCCACCUCCUGGAAUUCAGUGGGUGUAACAGAAUAACAGACGGUUAACUGUUGAGAUAUUUAAUGACAAUGGAUACCAAAUCUGUUUUAAUCUGAUUCCUAAAUGCAAUGUUUUUUUAAAUCAGGGCUGUAAACUGUUUUGUCCAUUUAUUGGAGUACAUUUUUAGGAAGUAGAAAAGAAAGUUAAGUAUAAACAUCACAAAAUGUCAUUAUAUUUAUCACUUUAAACUAUCUCUGAUAAAGAACUAAAUAAUUUAUUUAGUAUAAAUAUUACAGGCAUCUUGAAUUUUUGUAUGUAUUACUUCUGGAGUCUGGUAAAAUGACCUGCAAACACAUGUACAGUGCAUGAGAGAAUCAAUUAUAUUUAUGAAAAGGGUCAAACUUCUGAAUUAAUGUCCACGGAAAGCGACAACUUUCAGCAUGGCCUAAUAGGUGCUUUUGGUGGGAAAUAAAGACAGAGCCUUUCACUGCAAGGUGCAUAUUCUGUAUAAGAAAUUCUUCAAAUUAGUGCAUGGAUUUGUUCAAACAUUGGCUAGAACAUAAUAUAUUUAGAACAUAAAUAUAUAUUUCAUUAUAAUGGUCUAACUAAACAGAAGAAUAUUACAUCCCCAUGGGAUAGGCUUUUCUGAGGGAAACAUAAAUACCUGACAAGUGGUUGAUGUUCUAGUGGGACGCAGGUGAUUGGACGUCUUUUCUAGGCUCCGUCCCGACACUUUAGCAAAAUGUGGAUAGAAUGAGCGAUUUUCAUUUAGGUUUACCGAACAUUAACUUUAUUCAAACAAAGGGGAAUGGGUGUGAGUGAGUUUUGGUGUGUGAAGUUUGCAAAUGUUGUUACCAGUGACCCUGAGUUGGCUUGAGUGGGUUUGAGUAUGUUAUGUUAAGUGUAUAAAAGACAUGCAAAUGCCUGUUUAAUGCUUUUUAACAGUGGGUUUCAGUUCCCCUCCUCCUUGUGGCACACUCUCUUCUAAACCUUAUUGCGGAUGAGCUCUCCAUCAUGCAAAACAUACCAGUGCUUGUAGAAUGCAAUGCUUUUACUAAAGUAUGAGCAUAGAUUGAAAAAGUGCAGAGGAAUUUACAACUUUAUAAAUCUGUUUGCACAUCAUGGGAUUUGUACUGUCUGGUAGCAUUUCAGUUAUGUACAUCCUUAGAAAAUGUGCAGUUUUCCCCUGGUGGUCUAUUGAUUCUGUGUAGUUUUUUUUAGUGGGAUGAUGUUUCACACCUGUGUUACUAAUCAACAACUAAAUGUUGUGAAGUAAAAUGUAAUUCUGCUGGUGUUUGUAUAUUUAAGGCUUAAUGAAGGCAAUUUAAAAGUUUUAUCCAAGUAAAUUUUAGUAGACAGAAUUGCUGUAUUACUGAACACUGAUUUGGAACAAAAACCACUGGUAGACAACAAUUGAAAACCACCAUUUUAAAAAUUCUCCAUUUGUCCUCAUCUGUUCUUUCUGGCAUAAUGAACUGUUAAGUGUCUCAUUGUUAUUUCUUAAAUUUUAUAUAUUUAUAUGUUCUAUCCAUCCAUCUUGCAUAUACAUUUGGGGGUUACAUGGAGUGCCUAUUCUGGCCAAAUUGGGUAUAAGCUGGAAAACAAUGCAGGGUGCGGAGCCAUGUCCACUGUAAAAAGAUAAGACUCGACACACUUAAAAAGGUUUGGGGAGGUCACCCGUAUAUUAUCCCUGGCUGCAAAAGAUUUUGAAAGGAACAGAGAUGUUCACAAGACUGACUCCGAAACAGAACUGAACUUGAGUUGCAAAGAUGGUGGUUUUAAAUAGUCAGACAGAAAGUGACGUAGGGGAACCGGAAGUGACCGUCUUCUGACGUCAAUCGAGGCACUGGAACCGGAAGUGGCGUCUGUAGAGAUAACAGGAGAUUUAGUGCACCCCGCCACCCCCUGGCCUGGCGUGGAAUUACCUUCACUUGGUCCAUACAACGUCCUCCUACUCGCACGUGGGUGACACCACUCAUGUUCACAUCACACUGCCUCAUACUGGGCCAAUACAGAGUUGCUCUUUAACUUAACAAGCACAUGUUUGUUCUGCAGAAGGAAAUGCAUGGAGACACUGGGAGAACGUGCAAACUCCAUACAGACAGUGCUAGGACUGGGAAACUGUAAGUGCAGCGCUGACCACUAUGCCACCAAACCAUCCUGUGUCAGACUAGUUACAGGAAAACAAAGUGGCAACAAUUAUUAUAAUACAGUACAAUAGAAAUUAGGCUUUUACACAGAAUUCUAAAUAUUGUAAUUUGUUACUCUGUAAAAUUCCAGCUUCAUGCAGCUGUGUUUUUUUUUUUUGCACUUUUAUUCUGUAAAAACAUAUCUAAUUUUCUGUUAAAAGGUUUUUAUAUGUGGUAACUGGAUAAUUAACGGACAUAAAAAUGACUUUAUAAGGUAUACACUGUAUGUAAAUUUUAAAUAUGCCCAAGGGUUGUUAAAAAUAAACAAAAUCCACAGUAUAUAAGCUAAAAAUAGGAAACACAAAAAGCAGCUCUGAAUUUAUUUAUAGCAUUUUUGAUAUUUUUGUUACGAUCUCUUAUUCACUUCAUGUAUUUUUGCCAAUACUGUAUUAAAAUUUUUAUUGGCCUUUUUAUAAAAUAUUCAGUUCAAACUAGGAAACCAGUCACUUUCUGUGUUAAAUUCAAAUUAAAAUUGUAAGGCCCCAACUCACAGCACCCAAUACUUAUUACCUGCCUCUGAAGCUGAAAUAAGCAACAUUGUUGGAAACGUUUUAUGAAUGACAGCCUUGUAAAAGGUGAAGUGAGCAGUUGGCUUGUAACUGAGCUGGAAUGUUCUACAAAUAUAAAGAGAUUAACACUAUUAACAAAAAUGCAUCAGUUACUUAAAUACUUUAAACAUUUAUUAAAUCAUAAGGAACAGCUGUUUUUGUUUCUUUAGCAAGCAUAUUAUUCUAUUUGAGGAACUGUAAUAUUUUUGGCCACUAAGCAAUCAUAGCUUGUCAUCAUUUCUCCAUCUUUCUUGAAGUAUACUCUCUUGUCUUUUUUGUAUACUCCGAGAUCAUCUGAAAUCUCGGCAUCUCCACCCAUAAUGUCACUUAAAGAAGAUCUCAAAUAUUGGCACAUUAUUCUAGUGGUUGAGUGGCUGUUUACAAGUUUUCCAAGUCCCCUACACAUCUCCAAUAAAUGCAUGUUCAAAAUGGUCUCAUUGUAAGUAUAGGCAUGGGUACACCUGCCUUGUACUCUGAAUUGCUCGUGUCAUGGAAAAAGUGGGUUCAGGAGAGAUAAAAAUCUUAAUAUUGAAAUAGUCCUGGUGACUUAAGCUGUCUUGAUUAUAUGUCAGUGAACUGUUAAGCAAUAUAGGGACAUCAUGCCAUAGGAACAGAUGACGUAAGAAAUGACUCUGGAGCAAAUGGUACUUUUUAUAUAAUGUGUUUAUAAGGGUAGUGCAAUUUACAGACUGUGAUGAUCUGUUAUAAUUCUGGAGUUAUAAAAAUAAAAGACACUUGUCAGCCCAUUUGUAGUGUUGAUAAAAUAG
Messenger RNA from Erpetoichthys calabaricus (reedfish), 8860 nucleotides. It is a transcript of the gene kif14, whose product is annotated as kinesin family member 14. The record is from RefSeq and is a predicted model, not a curated record. The coding region runs from base 402 to 5405 and encodes 1667 amino acids. The transcript is spliced from 30 exons. Gene Ontology annotation, molecular function: ATP binding; microtubule motor activity; microtubule binding. Lineage: Eukaryota; Metazoa; Chordata; Cladistia; Polypteriformes; Polypteridae. Gene Ontology annotation, biological process: microtubule-based movement.